Molecule: messenger RNA, 1230 nt
Organism: Rotaria sordida
Lineage: Eukaryota; Metazoa; Rotifera; Eurotatoria; Philodinida; Philodinidae
Source: the annotation of a GenBank genome assembly
AUGAAAUUAGAUUGUAAGAUUAAAAUUCAAAAUCGACAAAGAACAAAUGGAUUAUCAACACUAAAAAGUGCUAAAGGUGUUAUUGGCCUUGCAAAAUCAAAUAAUGAUGAAUGGGUUCUUAUUGUUCGACUUUUCAAAGAUACGAAUGCUACACAAUACAAGCUUCGUGAAAAUGUUCAAUCUCUUCUUCAUAAAUGUAUUAAUAAUGGUAUGGCUACUAUUCAAAUCAAAGUACCAUCUCAUGAUAUACAAUUAUCUGAAGCUAAUGUUGAAUCACUAAAAACUUUACUUUCAAGUAUUCGUUUAGCAUCAACCGGUAAUAAUCUUCCAUCAUCAAUAAAAUCAACAUCUAUAAAUAUUGUUGAAAAACUCCAACGACCAAUACUUCAACUUAUAAUUAAUCAAGCUAUAGAUUAUCCAACUUUAAAAGGUUUUCCAUCAACAUUAGAAAAACUUAUUAUUAAUUCUUCACAUCUUCGUACACCUGUUGAUCGUCGAAUAUUUAUACUUAAAAAUUUACAUACACUUGAUUUAUCUGAUAAUAAUAUAACAGAAUUACCAUCAAAUAUGGAAAUGAAUCAUUUACAUACAUUAAUUAUUCGUUCAAAUCGAUUAAAAUCUUUUCCAAAUACAUUCAAAUGUCCUAUACUUAAAAAUCUUGAUUUAAGUCAAAAUCAAUUAGAAAAAAUUGAUUUAACUAUAUUAAAUUUAAAUACACUUGAACGUUUAAAUUUAUCAUCAAAUAAAAUAAAAUUUAUUCCAAGACAAAUUUUACGUUUAUUAUCACAAUUACAAGUAUUCAAUAUAGCAUCAAAUUUAAUUCGAUUUAUACCAAAUUGUUUAGCUUCUAGUGGAACACGUUUACAUACAUUUCAUUAUGCUGAAAAUCCAUUAAUUACAGAAAAAUCUAUAACAUGUAGACGUUUUAACAUUACACUUGUUGAAUUAGGUCUUCGAGCUGUUAUUAAAUAUAGAAUUCCUUAUGAUUUCAAAACACUUCCUCGAACAUUAUGUUUCUUACUAGAUGAAUAUGAAAUAUGUGCUCAUUGUGCUCUACCGUGUUUAACUAAUUUUGGUGAAAUAAUUGUACCAAAACAAUUAUCAGCAAUUGGAGUAACAGUACAUGUUACAGCAGCUAAUCAAUCAUUUUCUAUACCAGUACAAGAACGAUAUUGUUCAAUAAAAUGUUUCAAUUAUGGACUUAAACGAGCUGGAAUGAUUCAAAUGUAA